Messenger RNA from Haliotis rufescens (red abalone), 909 nucleotides. Its product is annotated as probable antibacterial peptide polyprotein. Bases 1 to 909 code for a protein of 302 amino acids. The transcript has 5 exons. NCBI's taxonomy places the organism in Eukaryota, Metazoa, Mollusca, Gastropoda, Lepetellida, Haliotidae. The record is from RefSeq and is a predicted model, not a curated record.
AUGUACAGAGACAGGGACAGAUUCAGUUCCCCACACAUCCCAGACCUGCUGACCUCAUGUACAGAGACAGGGUCAGCUUCAGACCCCACACAUCCCAGACCUGCUGACCCCAUGUACAGAAAAAGGAGACAGGGUCAGGUUCAGACCCAACACAUCCCAAACCUGCUGACCUCAUGUACAGAGACAGGGACAGAUUCAGACCCAACACAUCCCAGACCUGCUGACCCCAUUGACAGAGACAGGGACAGAUUCAGACCCCCACACAUCUCAGACCUGCUGACCCCAUGUACAGAGACAGGGUCAGGUUCAGACCCAACACAUCCCAAACCUGCUGACCUGAUGUACAUAGACAGGAGACAGGGUCAGGUUCAGACCCAACACAUCCCAAACCUGCUGACCUCAUGUACAGAGACAGGGUCAGGUUCAGACCCAACACAUCCAAAACCUGCUGACCCCAUGUACAGAGACAGGGUCAGCUUAAGAUCCCCACACAUCCCAAACCUGCUGACCCCAUGUACAGAGACAGGGUCAGCUUCAGACCCGACACAUCCCAAACCUGCUGACCUCAUGUACAGAGACAGGAGACAGGGUCAGGUUCAGACCCAACACAUCCCAAACCUGCUGACCUCAUGUACAGAGACAGGGUCAGGUUCAGACCCAACACAUCCCAAACCUGCUGACCUCAUGUACAGAGACAGGAGACAGGGUCAGCUUCAGAUCCCCACACAUCCCAAACCUGCUGACCCCAUGUACAGAGACAGGGUCAGCUUCAGAUCCCCACACAUCCCAAACCUGCUGACCCCAUGUACAGAGACAGGGUCAGGUUCAGACCCAACACAUCCCAAACCUGCUGACCUCAUGUACAGAGACAGGGUCAAGUUCAGACCAAACACAUCCCAGACCUGCUGA